AUGAAUUCUCGAAAAAUUACCACAGUUAUAACAAAAGAUUAUGACACUAAAGAUGCAGAAAAUCGGCCAGUAAUAAAAGUUGCGGAUCGUCCAACUUUUAUUUUAAAAACCCGAGAAGGCGAAAAUAGAGCUGUAUCUCCAAGUCAACGCAAUGGAGCCAAAAAAGAAAUGGAUGCCUCUGCCAGUACAUCAACAAAAUCAUGUGAAGCACGAUUGAUAAUGACAUUACCCCAAGAAAUGACAAGUAGUGUAAAGUUAAUGGAUGAAAAUAUGCAACUUUAUGAAAAUGUAUUAGAAGAACUGAUUGAUCAACAAGAUUUUCUAGUUGUUGGAAUCUUAGGAACUCAAGGACCAAUUCUUUCAAGCUCAAUAAUGACAUCAACUAACACGACGUUAGAGCACUAUGUUAAUUCAGAAUAUAACUUAGAAAUACAAUCUCUACAAUUUACUGCCUUUUUAUAUUCUGUUUGCCAUGUAAUUAUUGUCGUUCAAGAUUGGUUUGUCGAUCCCAAUUUAAUAAGGCAAGUAAAAAAGAAAAAUUAUUUAUUUAUUCAAACGGCUGAAAUGUUAAAGCCAUCGUCUACAUCAAAUUUGGAUCAAGACUACAUCGAGUACUAUCCUCACAUGCUUUUUUUGCACAACAAAGCAGAAGUGGAUGAUUUCAUGCCAGAUACUCUAAAAAUAAUGACGGGCUUUUAUGAUAAAGUUUUUGCAAGAUCUAGAUUACAAACUCACAGCGGACUGAACAUGAGUUCAUGCUCAACAGACGGUCAACUUAAUUUAUUUCUUAUUCCUGAAAUAAAAUCACACAAUGAACCAAUAAUCCACGAAAAUGAAAAAGAGUUAAUACAAAAAUUACGAAAUAAAAUUCACGGAAUUUCACGUAAUCCAUUAACACCAUCAGCGUUAACAGAAAAAAAUUGGUACCAUUAUGCCUUCAAAGUUGUUGAGGCUAUAAAAAAAAGUCACUUAUUUGUAGAAUACGGAAGGUUACUUCCCUAA
Messenger RNA from Cotesia congregata, 1002 nucleotides. The record is from the annotation of a GenBank genome assembly. NCBI's taxonomy places the organism in Eukaryota, Metazoa, Arthropoda, Insecta, Hymenoptera, Braconidae.